AUGGCUCAUUUUCACCCUUCACGUGGUUGUGCGAAGAGCCCUCAGAGGAAUUCGGUUGACUGGCAUGAGCAGCACGUGACCAAGCCAGCACAACCGAUACAGUGGGGUCAGUACAUCUAUCGAGGGUGUUGUUUCUUCCGAAUACCAUUCGACGGACCUCAACCAAAGCUUUUGGCUCAAAAGCCUAACCGCAAGGCAGCGGUGUUUGGCGGGGAAAUGCAAAUGCAUUACCUCUUCUACGGACUAAGUCGCCAUACAUGUUCAAACCCCCAACCUGGAGGGCCAGGAGACUGUGUUCGACAGACCUCUAACCAUUGA
Opisthorchis viverrini is the source of this 318-nucleotide messenger RNA. RefSeq lists its product as hypothetical. The transcript is spliced from 2 exons. The coding region runs from base 1 to 318 and encodes 105 amino acids. NCBI's taxonomy places the organism in Eukaryota, Metazoa, Platyhelminthes, Trematoda, Opisthorchiida, Opisthorchiidae. The record is from RefSeq and is a predicted model, not a curated record.